AUGAAGGUCGUUCGGCAACUCAAAUCAUGUCCAACUUUCCAUGUUAGCGAACUUUGUACUCUAUGGCGUUUGAAAUUACUUGAUAGGACAAACGUCCACUGUCAUGUUUUGACAGUACCAGCAAAACACUUUUCUUCAACUCCUAAAAAAGAUAAUCAAAUUAAAAUAUUCACGAUUCCUAAUUUAAUUACAGCUUCGCGGAUCGCACUCACUCCGUUUAUUGUUAAAUCUAUUUUUUGUUGUGACUUGAGUAUGGCUUUAGGUCUUACUGUCGCUGCUGGCGUAACCGAUGCGUUAGAUGGGCUUAUAGCCCGAAAAGUGUCAAACCAGGCUUCGAAUGUUGGAAGUUUCUUGGACCCUCUUGCUGACAAACUACUUGUGACAUCUUUGGUUUUGUCGUUGACAGUGAUGGAUUUCUUCCCCGUCAGCCUUGCUUGUCUCUUUAUUUUCCGUGAUUUAGGAAUAGUUAUCACGGUUUUGUUUUUAGUGUUCCGGAAUUUCGGUACACUUACGCCCAAGAUUUUCACCGAGAAAGUUGGAAUGAAUGCAUCAAAUAUCAGUAAGCUGAAUACUCUUUGUCAAUUAUCAAGUAUCAUACUUAGCAUGACAUAUCCUUUGUAUGGACUCCCUAACUACGAAUACCUAAAAGUUGUAUGGCUUCUAUCAGCUGGAACCACUAUUGGAUCUGGUUUAGGAUAUUUAAAAAGUUUGCCAGAAUGGCGGAAACGGAUGGCUGAAAUCUCCAAAAAUAGAUAG
Molecule: messenger RNA, 756 nt
Organism: Schistosoma rodhaini
Lineage: Eukaryota; Metazoa; Platyhelminthes; Trematoda; Strigeidida; Schistosomatidae
Source: the annotation of a GenBank genome assembly